UCAAAUAUGGCCGCCCCCCACCCGUGUCAGAAACACGACGGCGAUCAAAUAUCACAAAAGAUCACCAUCGCGGAUCAUUAGGAGCGGAUAGUCUCUCUCCGAGUCACUGGUCCUGGAUGCUAAUAGAAGGUGGAGAGAAACAUGCUGAUGAUGCUGAACUAUAAACGAGCAAGACUUUGACAGAUCCGAAAGCUGGAAAGUGUCCAACAAAGUCCUGUUUCUAGGAAACUUCUCUGCCAGGCUGUUCUAACUCCCAUCCCACAGUCAUGCAGACGGACCCCGUGCUGGUGGAGUCCUUGGUGGUCUUCUCCAUCGUGCUAUGUGUGCACAUGGCCGUGUGGAACCAACUCUCGUGGUGCUGCAUUGCUCUGGCCGUCCAGGCCUUCUACGUCCAGCUCAAAUGGGACCGCCUCCUGCGUACCGGUGCCGCCGUCUUCCAGUUCCGCCCCUCGGCCAACAGUGGCGUGCUGCCCGCCAGCAUGGUCCUCCCCUUGCUGGGGCUGGCACUGAGGGGCCGCUGCGUGGCUGUUGGCAAUGUGUACUUUGAGCGCUUUGCCAUGGUGAUCACCGUGACGGGGAUGAUGCUGGCGCUGUUUCUGUCGCUCAUUGCAUUGGGCAUCACCCGGCCGGUGCCUACCAACACUUGCGUGAUUGCGGGGAUUGCGGGCAGCGCUAUCCUCUAUACGGUUAAGCAGAUGCUGACCGUCUCAGAGGUGAUCGAGGUGCUGGAGGUGCUGCUGAUCUUCGUCUACCUCAGCCUCAUCCUCCUCUACCUCCUGCCACGCUGCUUCACGCCUGGGGAGGCCUUGCUGGUCCUGGGUGGAGUGAGCUUCAUCAUCAACCAGCUGAUCAAACGUUCGCUAGCCAGCGCGGCCAACGCUAACGCCGACCCACUGCAUUUCUUCCUCCCUGUUGCUGUAGUGGGCUGCGUGCUGCUGGGCAUCUUCUUCGCCGUCCUCUUCCUCUUCAUGGAAUCCGAGACGUGGGCGGCCUCCGUCUUUUUCCACCUGAUGACAGCCGUGCUAGGCCUGGGCCUGCUGGUGCCGUGGCUGUCCCUGCUGACCCAGCACCACCCUGUCGCCUGGAUAUUCCACUUCAUCACCCUUAGCGACACCCGCCUCUGGUUGCUGGCAUACUGGAGCUUCCUUGCGUUGGUGGCUGUCGCCGUGGUGCUGCGCCAGAACGGCCGACGGUCCGGGAGCAGCAAGAAGCAGCAGGCGUCCACGGCCGUGAGGAAGUACUUCCACCUGCUGGUGGUGCUGACCUUUGUUCCUGGGCUGGUCUUGGAUCGGCCUCUGCUGCACCUGGCUGCCGUGGUUUGCCUCGCUGCCUUCCUCUUCCUGGAACUGGUGCGCUUCUUCCGUAUCCGGCCACUAGGAGCGCCAAUGCGCCGGUUGCUCACACUUUUCCUGGAUGAAAGGGACUCUGGGCCCCUAAUUCUCACCCAUAUCUACCUGCUGCUGGGCGUCUCCCUGCCUGUGUGGCUCUCUCCGGGACCCUGCACCCCCAAAGGUGGGCUGGGGGGUGCUGGGGGGCUGGUGCCCUACGCCGGCGUGCUGGCUGUGGGCGUCGGUGACACGGUGGCGUCCGUUUUCGGAAGCACGGUGGGCGAGAUCCGUUGGCCGGGGACCAAGAAAACCUUUGAGGGCACUGCGACAUCUGUGUUUGCGCAGGUCAUCGCCGUGGUGAUUUUCCUGAUCGCCGACGGCAGCAUAAACCUAAACGCCAGUUACUCCUGGGUGGUGGGUUCCAUCGCCAUGGUAGCCAUGCUGGAGGCUUACACGUCGCAGAUUGACAACCUGCUGUUGCCGCUGUACCUAUACGUACUGUUGCUGUUAUGAGCAUGCACAUAACACUAUUUAAACACAUGGUUAAAAACUUAGGAACAUUCUACGUAAACAUUCGUACACACAAAAAACACUAUACAAACGCAGUAUGUAUACAUGUUCUGCACACAGCUUUGUAUGUGAAAUAUUCCUGGAAAUCUUGACCAGCUGUAGAUGAUAGAUAAGUUUGUUUAUUUAUGAUGCUGAACAGUGAAUAUCCCCUUAGUUUAGUCCACUUCAGCUCAAUUGCUGGAUAGUAAACUGCAGUAAAUUGGCCUCUAGUAUGAACUUAGUUAUUUAUAAAAAUGCACUGAGUAAAGAAUUUCGGCGCCUCUGUAGCAGGUACAGUUUCGAGCAUGCAAUAAAUAUAAAAUCGUUGUCCUUAAAGAAACUGUACAUACAGUGUUGCAGUUCAGGAAUGUCUAUGUGCCUGUGUUGGUUUACAUUUUUGGGUCAUUCAUGAACUUCAGUGAAAAACAUCAGCUAUAAAUGGACAGGAUAAGGGUCACCAGUGUUUCUUGAAAAUGUUUAUCUAUUCAGAGAGUCUAUAUGAGGACUCUCUAUGUAUGGCAAAAGGUUGAGAAAGUACAAAUGUACCUGCCGGAAAUUAUAUUACAUAGGACAUCUCACACACUGCCCCUCAUUGACAUUACACUCAAAUACCUGCCAGCAUAUAUACAUAUAUAUAUAUAUAUAUAUAUAUAUAUAUAUUUCUACAAUUACAGACUAUAGUCCAUCUGUUUCUCUGCAUAC
Messenger RNA from Colossoma macropomum (tambaqui), 2579 nucleotides. RefSeq names its product dolichol kinase (gene dolk). Gene Ontology annotation, molecular function: dolichol kinase activity. Bases 267 to 1841 code for a protein of 524 amino acids. NCBI's taxonomy places the organism in Eukaryota, Metazoa, Chordata, Actinopteri, Characiformes, Serrasalmidae. Gene Ontology annotation, cellular component: endoplasmic reticulum membrane. Gene Ontology annotation, biological process: dolichyl monophosphate biosynthetic process. The transcript has 2 exons. The record is from RefSeq and is a predicted model, not a curated record.